Messenger RNA from Papaver somniferum (opium poppy), 912 nucleotides. Its product is annotated as membrane-anchored ubiquitin-fold protein 3-like. The transcript has 3 exons. Lineage: Eukaryota; Viridiplantae; Streptophyta; Magnoliopsida; Ranunculales; Papaveraceae. The coding region runs from base 190 to 546 and encodes 118 amino acids. Gene Ontology annotation, molecular function: protein binding. The record is from RefSeq and is a predicted model, not a curated record.
UUACUUAUCAUCUAUCACCACUAUUUAGCGAAAACAAUCUCUCUUUUCCUUCUUUCCUCUAUCAAUUAUUUAAUCUAAAACCCUCGAAAUAAAAAUCUCUGAUCCAUUAAUUCUUCAAGGGCUUCUCCAUUUGAUCUUUAAAUUCAAUCCCAGAUAAAUUUUUGGUUAGCUGAUUCAGUAGUUUGAUCGAUGCCAGAAGAAGACUUGGUUGAGCUUAAGUUUAGGUUAUACGAUGGAUCAGAUAUUGGUCCAAUUCGAUAUUCUUCGGCUUCUACUAUUUCGAUGCUCAAGGAACGUAUAGUUUCUGACUGGCCUAAAGAUAAAAAGAUUGCACCCAAGGUGGCAAAUGAUGUGAAACUAAUAAGUGCCGGUAAAAUUUUGGAAAAUAGCAAGACGGUUGGCCAGUGUAAAAAUCCUUUUGGUGAACUCCCAGGAGGGCUUAUUACCAUGCAUGUUGUUGUGCAGCCAUCUUUAGCGAAGGGAAAAACAGAAAAGAAACUGGACGAUUCUCCAAGGAAAAGUUCUUGUUUCUGUACCAUCUUGUAAGACCGAAUAUGAACGGAGAAGAUGCAGAAUGGGAGGUUUAGCUUUGAAGAUAUUUACUCUCCACGCCAAGAUGUUUUCAUUGCUGGAAACACAAGUGAGUUGAAAACCAUGUUUCAUACUUUGUUCCUAGCAGCGUCAUUCAUCUAUGUUUCUGCAUUGUUGUAUUGAUGAUAAUGUUAUAUAUAAUGUAUAAACCAGGUUGUGCCUGUGUGCUUUAGUAGCUUCCAACUCUUUUUAACUUCCUAAAAUGUUUUUUCAAAAUUCUUAUCACCCGUGAUGUGGUGCGUCCAACUAAAUUUAAUCUCCUGUAUUUCCAGCGAGAAAGAAGAGUGAAAAACAUAGACACAGAUUGGAUAAAUUGAUUUA